AUGAGCGGUGUAAUUAAAACGACUUCAGAUGUGUUGGAGCCUCUAGGUACUGUAGUAGAAGUAAAUGAAAAUGUUGUUAGUGAAAUUUUCGACCGUCCAUAUGAAGAAGGGGAAUUUGAAGAAAUACCUCCAAAAAUAUUUGGUUUAAAAGAAAUUUUUGAACCUCUAACUAUACCAUCACUCGAUAAUGCAAUCUAUGAACUUGGAGUGGUUAACCUGUGCUGGCCAGAGAUCAAAGAGCCAGUAUUCGAGACUAGAACAUGUUUUCCAAAAUCGUAUUACACGAACAAUUCAAAAGAACGAUUACUUCUUUCAUAUGCAGAAAACUUUAGGCGACAAUUUUUUCUAUAUAAUAGAAUGAGGAAACCAUUGUUGUUACAAGUCCCCAAUGAAUGUGGUUUGCAGAAAAUGGUGUGUACCUCAAUAAGGCCUACUAAACUUUGUUUUGAAACAACUACUAACUGGCAAGGCAUAGCUACACUGCUUGCUGAUUAUUUCGACUACGAACCACUGGCAAAGCCAAUGCUGCACGUAAGUACUUAUAAACAUAUUUAUCAAUUGAUCAAUAGGAAUUUGGUUCAGAAAUUGAUGGGUUGGGUUGGGUUCAAUAACCAUGCACCGUAA
This is a messenger RNA of Arctia plantaginis, 624 nucleotides long. NCBI's taxonomy places the organism in Eukaryota, Metazoa, Arthropoda, Insecta, Lepidoptera, Erebidae. The record is from the annotation of a GenBank genome assembly.